This is a messenger RNA of Boleophthalmus pectinirostris (great blue-spotted mudskipper), 4527 nucleotides long. It is a transcript of the gene cep78, whose product is annotated as centrosomal protein 78. The transcript has 16 exons. Gene Ontology annotation, molecular function: protein binding. The record is from RefSeq and is a predicted model, not a curated record. Bases 107 to 2455 code for a protein of 782 amino acids. Lineage: Eukaryota; Metazoa; Chordata; Actinopteri; Gobiiformes; Gobiidae. Gene Ontology annotation, cellular component: centrosome.
ACGUAACAGCGGCAGUUUUGGUUUGGGAGCGCGUCCUGUAAACAAAUCACACACGGGGCCAACUAAUCCAGAUUUAUUAAAACAACGGGAAAUCUCGACCUUUGAUAUGAUGCAAAGGUCAAAGAUGGUCCAUGACAGCGCUCAGAUUCGACGAAGAGGAGCCCAUGAUUUUUUGGCUUACUAUGACUUUGCCUGUGCACGACAAGAAUCUGUUCCUCUUCCCGCCGUAACCAUGAAUCUCGACAAAGGGAUGUUGGACUUCAAUGGAGACAGGAUCAAGCUUACAGACUGGCCACCAAUUCUGGACUCCAUUGCAAUUAACAAGCAACUGCAUCAUAUUGCAAUAAGCAGUACUUUUCAAAAUUUGGGUUCUGGAGAUGCAGAUAGAAGAUUCAGUAGGUCUAGUAUGAAGAAAAAGAUUCCAGCCAUUCGCUCAAAGGAAAUGACUCUUAAGUUGUCUAGAGCCCUGAGAGACAUUCUCACCGUGUCUCCUCACCUCAAAACUCUACAGCUUAACGGGUUACCUUUGAGAGAAAGAGAUCUGAUUGUGUUGACGAAGGGAUUAGCAAAAAGUGUUUCCCUGGAGAACCUUUCUCUGGCUAACUGCCCCAUUUCUGAUGAGGGUCUAGAGGUAAUUUGCCAAAGUGUUAAAUAUUCUACAACUAUCAGGACAGUAGAUUUCACAGGAUGUAAUCUGACGUGGAGAGGGGCAGAACACAUGGCUAACAUCAUCAAGCACCAAGGAAUGCAGAGACAUGGUACCGCAUGGGCAGAGUCUCUGAGAUAUCGUCAGCCACAUUUUGAGAGGAUGACCGGCCUUCGACGUGUAACUCUAAACUGUAAUACUUUGAUAGGAGACAGAGGAGCUGCUGCCCUGGCAAACGAACUGGCUGAGGAUCUAUGGGUUAAAGCUGUAGAUCUGCAGAGGUGUGGCCUUUCUAAUGAAGGUGCUCGACGAUUGCUUGAAACUUUGAAAACUAACUCCACAUUAUCUGUUCUGGAUGUUCGUAGUAAUCCUUUAAUUGACAAAGUUCUUAUUAAAACUAUUUUGGAGAAAGUGCUCAUGAAUGCUGAUGGAGAAUCGCCAGAGUAUAACUGGAUCAAGCCUGUAGCCAUUGAGUCUCAGAGGACUGCAGCUCAUAAAAGACGAGCCUUACCUGCUUCAUUUAGAGGAAAAUCUACUUUAAGAAAUGGACUGAAAGCAAAAUCUUCAGUAGUUGUAAAUUCUAGAGCGAUGCACCAAAAGCCAUGUUCUCGUUCACACUGUAUUCCCUGGAGAACUGCUGCACGCGCUGGACGACAGAGAGGUUUACCUCCUGGAGCGACUGUGGUUGAUCAAAGUUUUCAGGGUGCUGCUACUGUAAAGGUUACUAUAGAAACUGAUUCAGAGGAAGACAAUAGUGAAGAGGAUGAAGUUGUGGUUGAGGUAGAGGAGAAACCAUCUUCACCAGUGAAACAAGACAAAAUCACAGAACGACAAUUUGGACGUUUACAGAUGGAGCUAAGAGAAUGCCGUUUGAUGCUGUCAGAGGAGCGUAGGACCAGACUCAGAGCUGAGAGCAGACUCAAGGAGUUUGAGCUGGAGAACGCACGUCUCCGUGCUGCUAACCUCUCCCUGUCUGAGACCCUCGCCAACUCUGCGUCGGCCCCUGCAGCUUUCAGUGCUCUGGAAGAUGAGGCUGUGCUGGAGAGUAUAGAGAACUCAUUUAAAAAGUUCCACGCUUUUUUGGAUCUCCUCAAGGAUGCUGGCCUAGGCCAACUAGUCUCAAUGGCUGGACUUGAAAAAUCGGAUUUUCAGCCAAUUGGAAAACCUCAGCUUUCCUCGACCAUCGCACCACCACUUAGUCCUACAGUGUCUCAGAAUCAACAAGUGAACCAGUGUGGAGUCAUGCAAACAGAGAUGCAUCCUACAGCCAAGUCCCUGUCUCCUCCACCUACCGCCCAGGCUGUCGUCAUGCCAACCAACUCAUCUUCAUCCUCAUUGGCCUCCUCUCACAGAGAUAAACCGCUGGACGUGAUGUUUACGCAGACUACAAGAUCACCCAUAGUGCCUGGAGUGAGCGGAGAAGUGACCAUGGACCAAAACUCAAAGCUCAUUCAUAAAUCUGGUUCAGAGCAAAGUAUUUACAGUCAGAAAUCUUUAGAAGACUUGCGAAAAACCUACCAGACUGAACAAAGUCACUCCCCACACAGUAAAUCCCAUCAUAGCAACAGUUCCCAUAGGUACAGUGACGGUUCCCAUGGCAGCGACCGGUUGUCGUCAAGGUCCAGCAUCAGUGAGGUCAUCAGCGAGAGAGCGGAGUCUGUGAGGUCACCGGAGUCGAGGAAAGACGGGUUCAAAGGUCGCUUGGCGUCAGGAGGCUCAAUGAGCAGUGACAAUGACAUGGCAGACAUUUUGCAUCAGAUCUCGUCUUUAAGGGGAAUGGGGGCACAGUCUUUCAAUUCACUUUUCUGAUAAGACUCAUUCAGAAAUUUAUAGACUGAAAAUCUUUAAUCUUGAAAACCUUGUUAAUUACAAUUUUAUUUAUAUACUUGAGGCAAUUUUCAACUAUAUUUGAUCCUGAGUAUUUUAUAGAGCCAAGGACAAUGCAGGAUAAUCAUUAAAAGCAAAAGAAGGAUUAAUCACCUGCUUGUCUCCAUGAUGUUAUUGUUCUGCCUUGAAUGUUCCACUGUAUGACAUUAAACUCGUCUGUCUCCAUGGAGACAAGUAGGCACACCAACAGGCCAAGAUACAGGUCAGAUCUGUAGAUUGCCUCCCUGUAAGAAUGCAUGUUUUUCAAGUUUUUUUUUUUUUUUUUUACAUUUCAAUUAGGUGGCGGAUCGUCUACUGCAAAAGUUACAUAACCCAUCUUUAAGCUUGCCUUGGAUCCAGAGUAUGUAAUUCUUCAGAACGAAGCUGUAAGUUUGAUUACCGAUGAACUUCUCAGAUUUCAAAUAGGUGUGAUUGACAGGUGGAUUAGCCAAUCGGGGGCAUACAAGAUCCAUCCAUAUUGGAAAAUAUAAAGGAAAAAUAUAUCAUAGGGGACUGAGAAAUAUGGCGGAUUUCUGCAGAAUCAAUGAGCGACGCACUAAACUUUCUUAAAUCUGAAGGAAGAGAAAUGCAAGUUUGAUUGUAAAUGAUAGGUGACCAAUGAGGUCCUUCGUUUGAUUGGACGAUCAUCUUUGACCGAGCUUGAGGCGUGACGGGGAUGUGGGUACUAGACUGGUAUCAAUCUGUAUAAAAAACACCAAGAUAUUCUGGAUUUGUCAGGCAACCUUUAAGAUACUUGGAUCAAAUUCCUGCUCAUGUUUGCGGUUUUACCUAAAAUGUAAAAAUCUCACAUUUCAUAUCCAUGACAUGUUUUAGAGUUAGUUUAGUAGAGUGAGUUUCAAUGAUAAUGGUGACUACACAAUGUAAUCAUUUGUAAUUUCUUAUAAUGGAUGAAGUUGCACACAUUUAAAAUAGUUGUGCUGGUGCAACAAAUAGAAAAAAAAGUGCCUUAGUAUUCAGGUGUUUCAGCUUCUUGUUUGAAGGAACUGUUGAGGACUUUUCUCCAUUCGGGUUAUAUCAUAUUUUGUUUCAAGUUAUUAAUUGAUAUGACAGUGGUCUUUGUUUUCUAUCAUUCUGAAACCCAUGGAUAAAAGUUGCAAUAUAGGUUCUCAAUCUUAGUCUUGAGCAUCUGUUUUAAAUGAAUGGUAUGUUUGAGUUUACACCCUCAAGGUUCACUUAGCCUCAUAAACUACAUUCAUGAUACUGUACUGUUCAUUACAAGCUCAGACUGGGUUAUACAAGAUGUAAUUACCUGUGAAUUGUUGGUAAUUAAAGUUAAAAAGCCACAUUGGCCACAUGUGUCUGGGUGAGUCUUGUUCCAAUGUUAAAAUUGUUUACAGUUUUUUUAUUCUGCCUGGCUGAAGCUCUGUUACUCUACUUAGGCUUUAAUCUGAGCCUUGUUUUAACACAAUCUGACCAAAAACAAUUGACUUAGCUGAAACUACAACAGGUGAGCUGAUUUUCUACAGUUACAGUCUUAAAUUAGAAAAGCACUCAGAGAGCGCAGACCUCCGCCAAGGACUACCCCCAUUUUUUAUAUAAAUUGCGAUAAAAUCAGUCUUCUGGAUCAGAUCCGGAUCAGCCUUUGGAAUAUGAAAGAGGAUCCCAUUGUCCAUCCCUGAGUCAAAUUUCAUGGGGUUUGGUCAAUAAUUAACCGAGAUAUUGAGAAACAAAAUUUUUGGCCCCAUUUACCACAAUGUUAACUAAAAUUUCAAAGUGAUCCAGAAUCCAGAAUUUCUUCCGGAUCACCCCCAAAAUGAAAUCAGUUCUUCCUUUUCACAUUUCCAACAAAUCCUGAAAAUUUCAUCAAAAUCGGUCCAUAACGUUUUGAGUUAUGUUGCUAACAGACAAACAAACAAACAAACAAACAAACAAAACAGACAAACACCAGCAAAAACAUAACCUCCUUGGCGGAGGUAAUAACAUUACAGCCACAACUUAGGAUAGCCAGCAUAAGCAAAGUCACCUUUUUUGUAGGAAAUCAAACAACUAAAUGG